Molecule: messenger RNA, 696 nt
Organism: Cutaneotrichosporon oleaginosum
Lineage: Eukaryota; Fungi; Basidiomycota; Tremellomycetes; Trichosporonales; Trichosporonaceae
Source: RefSeq, a predicted model, not a curated record
UUCACGCGCACUCGCCGCCGUCGACAUCAACCAGCAUCCUCAUUCUCUUCAUCUCACCUCCCCCUCCUCACUCUUAGACCACUUUCCCCUUACAAACACUAAUCAUGGACAAGAUCAAGGAGCGCUUUGCCCUUCUCGGCCAGAAGAUUGAGGCUGCUGAGGCGCGCGCCGAGGCUGCGGAGGCCGAGAACAAGAAGCUCAACCAGACGGUGCUUGAGCGUGACCAGGAGAUUGCGUCGCUCCAGCACAAGCUGCAGCUUGCUGAGGCUGACCUCGAGAAGGCAGAGGACAAGGUCAAGGAGCUCAAGGGCCAGGCUGAGGAGGGUGACGCGCACAAGGCGACAGGCGAGAACCUUACGCGCAAGGUUCAGCUGCUUGAGGAGGAGCUCGACAAGGCCGAGAAGGACCUGAAGGACGCGACAGAGAAGCUCCGCCAGGUUGACGUCAAGGCCGAGCACUUUGAGCGUCAGCUCCAGCGUGCUGAGCAGGAGCGGGACGAGUGGGAGAAGAAGGCUGCGGAUGCGGACGAGCAGUACAAGCAGUCGAAGCGCGAGCUCGACGAGGUCGUGUCCCAGAUGGAGAGCUUGUAAUUAUGCACCUGUUACCUGUCCACUGGUUGCAGUGCUCACGACGUAGGCCGCGCCGCGAGAUCUUGCUGGCGGCGGCGUGCUAGACAGCAUGAAUCGUAUGAUGAUC